AUGCUACUAGUAAAAGCUCAACAUCAAGAAACACAAAAUUUACAUCAAAUCCCUUUAGCAAAUAAAGAAACUUCUCAUCAGGCCUCUAUUUGUGCUGCACUUGAAUUUCUUGAAGCUCAAAAAACUAGCUCAACACCACCUUUAAGUGUUCAUAAAGUCGCUUUUGAGUUUGGUCUUGCUGAUCAAACCUUAUGUAAUGCAAUACAAAAUAGUGUUCCUAAUCAUCGUGUAAUUCAUGAGCGUUGUGGAGAUGCAAUGUACGAAGCUCCUGAUAUACAUUCAUUUACUACAUGUCAGAAUGGAUUUGGUUACAAAACUCCACCUAUGGGAUGGAAUCCUUAUAAUGCUUUUGGUCUUAAUUAUAAUGAAGCAACAAUUAAGCAGCAAGCAGAUAUUAUAGCUAGUGAAGGCUAUUUGGAAGUCGGUUAUAGAUAUAUAAAUCUUGCUCUUGCAGACUAUAUACAUGAUAAAGGUUUACUUUUUGGAAUUUAUUCAGAUGCUGGAACUAAUACUUGUGGUGGUCUUCCUGGAUCACUUGACCACGAAAAUAUAGAUGCACUAACAUUCGUAGAAUGGGGUGUUGAUUAUUUAAAGUACGAUAAUUGUUAUAAUCAAGGAAUACCUGCACAACAACGUUAUAAAGUAAUGGGAGAUGCUCUUAAGUCGGUAACCGCAGGCAAAAAUAAGACUAUUUACUAUAGCAUCUGUGAAUGGGGAAAAAAUGAACCUUGGUUAUGGGGACAUAGUGUUGGAGGCAAUAGAACAACUGAUGACAUUAGUGCAUCCUGGGAUUCGAUCGUAACAAUAAUAGAUUCACAAAUAAGUAUUACAGAAUAUGGAAAGCCAGGAGGUUGGAAUGAUCCUGAUAUGCUUAUAUUGGAUUCUAAUAAAAUAACUUAUGAUGAACAAGUAACACAUUAUGUAUUUUGGUCCGCCAUGAAGGCCCCUUUACUACUUGGAUAUGAUCAAGAUUCUCUUGGAUUAUCUGUAUGUCAGGUUUACUAUCAAAGAGAAAAUAUAACUUAUUUUGAUAUUUGGACUGGACCACUUAGUAAUGGAUAUGUUGCAAGUACUAUUGAGGUUUAUGACCUUGUAAAACAACAAUCUAGAGAAAAGUUUACAAAUAAUAAAUAUUCCAAACAUGGCGUAGAAUUUAUAAAACUUACUGGUGGAAAUAUUAUUGACAAUAAUCGUCCAUGUCUUAAUUAUUCACAAAGUGCAUAA
Messenger RNA from Dentiscutata erythropus, 1224 nucleotides. The record is from the annotation of a GenBank genome assembly. Lineage: Eukaryota; Fungi; Glomeromycota; Glomeromycetes; Diversisporales; Gigasporaceae.